AUAGCUCGCUGCGUAUAGUUAAGUUAGAUUAGGUUAGGUUAAGUUAAGAAAAUUCUUCCGUCUGACAUUACUGCUUAUGCUCGACUUUAGACGCGAAGGUGAAGAGUACCAGAAAGCGGUGAGGCGAUAUUGGCGAGAUUAUCGGACUCAACCGGGAUAUUAUUUACGUAUUAUCAUUUUAUAUAGUGAUGAAAAUCAGUCAUCGAGACGAGAUGAUCGCGAGGCAAGGUGUGACAGCAAAGUGUGACUUGCCAUAGUUUUAGAGAGACUCUCGUUUGUGUCUUUUGACAGUUAUCAUCCGGGAUCGCGUGUUCGUUGGCAAGAAUGUUCAAAUAUAUCUGGACUCUGAUAUGCUGGUACUUUAGGCCUUUCGUAAAAUGGUUUCUGCGUCACACCACGCAAAUGUGCGAACUCCAGAGGAUUUGUUAUGGGCAGCCGUCCGGAGCACCGCGCACGUUUGCCGUCGAGGAAUCCCUUAUGCAGUCCCGUAAUGCGAAUAUUAGGACUCUCGUUGCAUACCUGAACGACAUCGCUGAUCAACGAAGGAUAACCACAAGAACGGAGCGCAAGAUCUUGGAAGACGCUAUCAAGACGGUGCUAGUGACCAAGAACAUCAAUCCCACGGCGCAUCCGACCUUCGCUAAAUCUUUUGGCAAGUGCGUGGAGUUGAUCUGGGGUUACCGUCAGCUAUGCGUUGAGUGCGAGGAACUCAGAAAGACAUCGUAUAACACGGAGAAUCCAGAUCAUGAGCAGUUGUUGCUGAAAUUGUGGGAUUUGUUAAUGCCAUACGAAUCUUUGGACGCUAGAGUGACUAAACAAUGGCAAAAGAUCGGCUUUCAAGGAGAUGAUCCAAAGACAGAUUUUCGCGGAAUGGGAAUUUUGGGACUGGAGAAUCUCGUUUAUUUUGCUCAAGAGUAUCCUAGCACAGCCACACAUGUGUUGUCUCACUCUAAUCAUCCACGUUACGGUUAUGCAUUUGCUAUUGUUGGUAUAAAUCUCACGAGCAUGGCUCUGAAAUUACUAAGAGAUGGUAGCGCUAAAACUCACAUAUAUAACUCUUCAAAAACUCUGCCGAUGAUUCGUGCCUUUCAUCAGUUUUACUGUUAUUUGUUUUAUCAAUUUGAUGGAUUUUGGAUCGAGUCUAAACCUAGUAAUAUGAUGGAAUUUUCAUCAAUACAAGAGAAAUUCGAAAACAGUAUCAGAAUGGCAUUAGCGAAUCCAUCAACUGUUUUUAGGAUAAAUGUGGCAGUUGACAAUAUUUAAUGCAAAUACAAAUGCCUUUUACAUGUAAGACAAGACCAAAACAGGUAUAUGAAUGAUAAGUACAAUUUUUUUGGACUGGCAUAUAUAUACAUGAAACUUAUACUUAAUUAUAUUUUUCACAAUAUCUCAGCUUUAUUGUGAUAUUAAAAUGGCAUUUAAGUGAGUAGAUAGAUUUCUGUAUUAUGAAGCUAUUUUUUCUUUAUAUAGUGAUAAACUUGAAUGUCAUGAUAUCAUGUGUCUUAUAAUUUUAUUGCAUUUUUCGUAAAUGACUACAGGUUUAACUUUUUUUCUCAAAUUUAUGUAAUUUAUACAUAGAUAGAAAGAUAUAAGAAGUUUUUAUUUGUGAAGAAGUAGACUGCAAUACACUAUUUAGUUUAACUGCAUAUUAUAGAUUUAGAGAGCUACUACGUAUACAAUACCUAGUUUAUAUUGAUUUAAAUAAUUUUAUUAAAAUUAAAUUUAUAUAUUUAAUAUUUUUAGUAGAUCCAUGUAUGCUAUUGAAAUUUAAGCUUUAAGGCCCUCAGAUGCCACGAAGUUCCAUAUACAUAAUAUUAUGUGUCUACUGAUAUACAUAUAUAUAUAUAUUCUCAAAUCAAUACUUUUUGUCUACUUUAAUAUUUGGUAAUUAUUUUUUCAAAUAAUUAUUUCAAUUAAAAUAAUUAAAAAUUUGUUGAUUAAUCUCUAUGUGCCAUUGCUACAUGUAUUUAUUUUAACUAAUGAUUUUUUGCUUUUACGUUUAGCUUAUUCACAUAUAUAAAUAAAUAUUUGUUAUAUAUUUGAAAGUUAAAUUGUAUAGAAAAGCUUUGCAGAAAUAUUGGCUUUAAGGCCAUUGAAAAUAGAGACCUGCCACUGAAUAUCUUGAUAAUUUUAUGGGCAUUAUCAACAUUGUGCCUCAUAUAUUUUAUUUACUAAUAAUUCAAAGGCUUAUUAAUACAUUCAGAGUAUUUCUUAUACCCAAUGAAAACAGAUUGAACUAAAAACUAAAUAGAUCUAAAAGAAUCUCGAUUUUACAAAUCUACAACGAUUAGAUUCAUAUAGAACAUAUAUAUGCAUUGUAUGGACAAUUUUUAAAGAAAAUGUGCAUGUUU
Messenger RNA from Cataglyphis hispanica, 2351 nucleotides. Its product is annotated as ELMO domain-containing protein 2. Lineage: Eukaryota; Metazoa; Arthropoda; Insecta; Hymenoptera; Formicidae. The record is from RefSeq and is a predicted model, not a curated record. Bases 325 to 1263 code for a protein of 312 amino acids. Gene Ontology annotation, molecular function: GTPase activator activity. The transcript is spliced from 2 exons.